GGCUCUAGCUUUUCUGCACAUGCGUGUUGGGUUACAAAGGGUUGUGGUGAAUGGCGGAUUCUCCUUCGGUCUUGCUGUAGAGGUGUGGUUUAUUAGGAGAUAUUCCCUUUCAAAACGUUACCCAAGGUGUAAGGUUAGAUCCCUCAUAGGCCACGCUUCAAGCUUUCAAAAUAUGGAUGUCCUUAAGAAAAAGGUUGUGCAGACUCGCCAAGAGAUUGAGAAGGCAGAGAACAAAGAAAGGUACAUCCGCAAACUUCUAAGGCUCACCUCAGAAAGAGCAACUUUGGCUGAAAUGGAAGCUGAUGGAUUGAAGAAUCGCAUAAAAGAAAUGGAAAAGCAGAUUGAAAGAGUCAAUGCAAGAACGGAGCGCCUUGGACAAGGUUUGACUGCCAAAGAAUCAGAAGCAGAUGAUAGCGAGAAGGAUAGAAAAGCCAUGGAAGGAAAGGAGUAUGACCACAGUGACCAGAUUGCUCUUCUGGAGACGAGAUGCGCAGAUAUGAUGAGGCUGGUGGAUGAGAAAGAGAUCAGACUGGAAGAGGCGAAGUUUAGGCGGAAUGAGGCAAGAGCAGGUCUGGUGGAGGCCCUUAAACGAGGAAAUGCAGGAGAGCAAAAAAUAGCUGAGCUGGAACAAGAGAUUGAGAGGCUCUGCUUUGAACAGUACAAGCUAGAAAAGAAAGGAGAGCUGCUGUACAAGAGAAAGGAUUACUUUGAGUCCAAGAUUGAAGAUUUGCAAGAGAGAUAUAGAAAUGCUAUUAUACGCGGUGACAAUGAUCUCGGUGAAUCCAAGCUACUUGAGAAGCAAAAAGACAGGCUUUAUAAUGAACUUGUUCGACAAAAGAAAAGAGUAGCCUUCCUAAGCAGAGAACUGGAAGAUGCUUUAGCAGACCUAAACCAGAAGUACAGUGGCUGAUGGGUGUGCAGUGUGCUGAUGACAUUCGCACACUGUUUGGAGGAAUCCUGUCCCAUCAUGGAAUUGAUGGACAUUUGGGCAUUGAAAGUGAUCACUGCUUAAAACUGAAUACUUAGGAUUUUAAUAUAAUUAUGUUUUCCUCAUUGUGUGGAAAAAUUCAGUUAAUUGGGCUUCCGUAAAAUAAGUGUGGUCUUUAACAAGUACUGAACAUAAACCAUAUUAGAUAUAGAUUAUGUAAUAAGAUGUGACAUUGCUACCAAACUUAUUACAGACUGUGCAGUUUAGUGGGAUGCCUAAGCAGACUUAUAGUUAUUAACACCUUUAAAGUUUUUGUUUUUUCACGUUUUUCUCUAUAUCUAUACACAUUCUGGACAAGUUGAUGAACUCUUUAUGAUCUGGAGGUUGUCUGCUUACUACAAGUAAAAGUCACACAAAAAAAUUUGGGUGACAAAAUAAGGCAGUAUUUCUUUAAUCAAUUUUCAAACAUGGCUCUGAAUAUCAGAAUGAAGAUAUUAAGAAACCGAAUAAAAGAUAAGAAUGGCUGCCUUUAUUGUGGAAAUACUAUGAAUGCAAAUAAACAUGUAGGUAAUUUGUUUCAUUCUAACUUAUUUCUUGAUUGUAAUAAAAUCUGAUUAUCUCUAUGUCGAACCUAAUAAGUAAAAGAAUGUUUCAAUUAAAGAUCCCAGAUA
Molecule: messenger RNA, 1599 nt
Organism: Nematostella vectensis (starlet sea anemone)
Lineage: Eukaryota; Metazoa; Cnidaria; Anthozoa; Actiniaria; Edwardsiidae
Product: tropomyosin isoforms c/e
Exons: 3
Coding region: 20-910 (296 amino acids)
Biological process (GO): actin filament organization
Cellular component (GO): actin filament
Molecular function (GO): actin filament binding
Source: RefSeq, a predicted model, not a curated record